Molecule: messenger RNA, 5286 nt
Organism: Brassica rapa (field mustard)
Lineage: Eukaryota; Viridiplantae; Streptophyta; Magnoliopsida; Brassicales; Brassicaceae
Product: paired amphipathic helix protein Sin3-like 5
Biological process (GO): negative regulation of transcription by RNA polymerase II
Cellular component (GO): histone deacetylase complex; chromatin
Molecular function (GO): transcription corepressor activity
Source: RefSeq, a predicted model, not a curated record
UGGGAUUUUUUUAGAUAUGGGGCCUUUCGGAAUCAGUUACUAUAAAAAAUUUAUCUACAACAGUUUUUUGGUUUUAUCUCUUUUCCAUUACUCUUUUCUUCCAAACAAUUAGGGGUUUCACCUCUAUCAUCUUCAAGCUCCGACGGCCGUCUCGUCCUCCUGUCGGAGGCAUCCUUGUGCUCCUUCACUUCUGAUCUUCUUCGUUUGUCUCUGUCUCUUCUUAUGGCAUAAGGAGAGGUUCAAUUACGUUAAGAUCUGAAAACCUUGUUAGAUCUUUCGGCUUCUUGGUGGUUUGAAGAUGCGUGAGGACAACUACCUUCUUCCUCCGGGCUCGCCUCUGAUCUCUUUGGUUCUCCGGUUAUUUUCUGUGUUCGUGGCUGUCCUCUCCCAAGUGUGACAUCAUAGGUAACCAAAGUAACCAUGUUACCCCGAUUCGGUUCGGGUAUUUUGUAUCCAAACUACCUAAAUGUACCAAAAAAUAACCAAAAAUACUCAUUAGAUACGGCUUUGUUUGAGUAUUUCUAUCCAAACUAUCAUAUUUUAUCAGAAAAUACACAAAAGUAUUGAAAAUAACUAAUAUAUUUAAUUUAUAAUUUUAAUUUAAAUUAUUAAAAUAAUUAUACAUAUAAUUAUAAAUAAUAUUUGUAAAUAUAUAUUUCGGAUAUCUUCGGAUACUCAUUAGGUUCUCGGUUCGGAUCGGAUUGGGUACCGGUUCUUCGGAUACAUCAAUUUAAGACUCAUUCAGUUAUUUACCCCGGGUCCGAUCGGGUUCGAGAUCCUGAUUUUCGGGUCAGUUUCGGGUUGGUUCUUCGAUUCCGGAUAUUUUGCCCAAGCCUUAACGGUUACUAAUAAACUACUUCAGCACAUAAGACAUAACAUAAAGCCAAGAAAACUAAUCUCACACAACAAACAGAUGGAAUGCCCUCAAGUUAAAGGUUUUCACAAAGCGAAGGAUCAACCCUGUUUCUGGCUUGGAACAUACCUCAAUUCCUUUGCAAAUGGUUAAGAAGAAACCUCCACCAUCUGAUGGCUGUAACACGAAUCCGUCUGCUGUACUCAAAGCUCAAGCUGUGAGAAGUUCGUCAAGCAACAUUCACACAGCGUCUGUAACAAACAAAUACAAAAACAGGUACGACAACGGAUAUAUCUUGCUACCAACAUAAACUUGGUACCACCCUCAACUCAACUCACACAAACUCAUCUCUUUUAAAACAACUAACAAUCAGCGGAAAGCGCGGAUACACCCUGUAAAUAAAAAAACUCUAUAAUAAAACUUUAGAGAAAUUAUCAAAAUCCCAUUCAAACCCAUCUGCUUGGUUCCAAAGGUUAUACGUAGAUAAAAAAACUUUAAAUACACAUACACAUACCACCACAUACACACAUACACACAUACAUAUCAAGUCAUUAACAUUCACAGGCGCUUCUCUUCCCUCUCUUGCUCGAGCUUUUUAGCCUUUGGUUUCUACGGGUAACCUCUUUCUCUUCCCCGAAAACUAUUUCUAUCUUCUCAGAGACAAAGAGAGGAAAGAGAUACAGAGAUCCAAAGCAAAAGCAACCUUGUCCGUUUGCUUCCUCUUUCGUGUGAAAGAUUCGUAUCCCUUUUAUCCGGCAAACUCACGGCGGCGAUCCACUUUCCUCUGUCUCUUCUAUGGCACACAGUGAAGCGUGUUAAAUCUUUGUUUUUUUUCUUUUGUGUUAAAAAUCAAAAAAGAAAUGAAGAGGGUUAGAGAAGAGGUCUACGUUGAACGAGGAGGACAUGCUGUUUCGUCUCGAGGUGAAACAAAUGGUAAGGCUCUAACGAUUGGUGGAGGAGGAAACAUGGGAGGGCUGACAACAGGUGAUGCCUUGAGCUACCUCAAAGCUGUGAAAGAUAUGUUUCAGGACAAGAAAGACAAGUAUGACACUUUCCUUGAAGUCAUGAAGGACUUUAAAGCUCAGAGAGUUGACACAAGUGGUGUCAUAGCGAGAGUAAGAGUGUUGUUCAAGGGCUAUGAUGACUUGCUUUUGGGGUUUAAUACCUUCUUGCCCAAAGGGUACAAGAUAACCCUUCCUGAGAAGAAGGCAGUUGAUUUUGGAGAAGCUAUUGAGUUUGUUAACAAGAUCAAGGCGCGGUUUGGAAGUGAUGACCGUGCAUAUAAAAAGUUUCUAGACAUCUUGAACAUGUAUAGAAAGGAAAGCAAGUCUAUCUCUGAUGUAUAUCAAGAGGUUACUCUGUUGUUCCAGGACCAUGAAGAUCUGCUUGUGGAGUUCGCCCAUUUCUUACCUGAUAAUUCAGGACCAGGUUCUGCUCAUUACCCUCUGUCCGGAAGUAACGCAGUACCAGGUGCUCCAGUUCCUGCAAUGCAUCCAAGGAAUUUUGAGAAGAGAAUAAAAAUACGGAAUGAGUAUACUGAACACUCUGAUCAACGAGAAGAUGGUGACGAGAACCUUGUGGCUUGCUCUGCUGGUAAUUCUCUGGGAAGAUACCUGAAGGUAGAGGACAAAGAGGGUAUUCAAGAUUAUGAAAAUGGCAGUAAAGACAAUGGAAGUCACAAAAUUCUACUAUCUUCCAGCAACCAUGUGGCCAAGGGUAUUAAUGAACUGGAUCUUUCUGAGUGUGCUCAAUGUUCUCCAAGUUAUCGUCUCCUUCCAGAUGAUUAUCUUAUUCAGAUCCCAAGCUACAGAAAUACACUAGGUGAAAAGGUACUUAACGACCACUGGGUAUCUGUCACAUCGGGGAGUGAGGACUACUCAUUCAAACACAUGCGUAAAAACCAGUAUGAAGAAAGCUUGUUUCGAUGCGAGGAUGACAGGUUUGAGUUAGACAUGUUAUUAGAGUCUGUGAAUGCAGCCAUUAACCGUGUGGAAGCUCUUUUGGAGAAGAUCAACAACAACACAAUCUCUAUAGAGACGCCAAUUUGUAUCAAAGAACACUUAUCAGAGCUUAACCUAAGAUGCAUUGAGCGGUUGUACGGAGAUUAUGGGCUUGACGUCAUGGAUUUUCUGAAGAAGAAUUCUCAUAUAGCCUUACCGGUGAUACUAACUCGAUUGAAGCAGAAACAAGAAGAAUGGGCUAGGUGUCGCUCUGAUUUCAGGAAAGUAUGGGCUGAAGUAUAUGCUAAGAACCAUCACAAGUCACUAGAUCAUCGAAGCUUCUAUUUCAAGCAGCAGGACUCCAAGAAUCUGAGCACAAAAGGUUUAGUGGCGGAAAUAAAAGAUAUCAGUGACAGAAAGCAUAUAGAAGAUCCGCUUCAUGCCAUUGCUGUGGGAACUAAGCCCUCUUUCACCCCUGAUGUGGAGUUCAGUUACACUGAUACACAAGUUCAUGCUGACCUUUAUCAACUAAUCAAGUAUUAUUGUGAAGAGAUAUGUGCUACGGAACAGUCGGAUAAAGUAAUGAAGCUGUGGGUAACCUUUUUGGAGCCCAUGUUUGGCGUUCCUUCUAGGUCUCAAACUGAUGAGACAGUGAUAGAUGUUGCAAAGUCCAAAGACAACCAAGAGCAGCGUGAGGCAGUGAAAGACAACACCCGUGGCGGCUCUCCUGUCUCAAACCUUAAACCACUAACACCUCCAAAAACACCCAAUAAAGAAAAUCCAACAAUAGGAAGCUCCUUUGCUGGUGCAGCUAUGAAUACUGAGGAUAGCCAGCCUAAGCUGGUGUCACCAAAGGAUUUGGUAAUAGAGGAUUUAGAGAAUCGUAGUAAGGUUAGUGUUGUAUCAAUGGGAGAGCCCCAUAAGGUUGAGCGAGAAGAGGGUGAAUUAUCUCCCACCGAAAGUUUUGAGCAUGACAACUCGGAGGUUUGUAGAGACAAUGGCGUCGAGUCUGUGCAGAAACUGCCAGACAAUGUAAGAAGUAAUACAUCCCCUGAAGAUGAUGGAAGUAAACCUACUCAAAAGUUAUUAGAAGCGAAUGAAAACGCCUCUAAAGUUCCGGCUUCAGGAAGCAAGUUUGGUGGCCAAGUUUCUUUAGAUGAAGAGCAUAAAAGAGCUAUGAAUUGUGACCAGCUUGAUGAAUCCUUCUCCACAUUUUCAGAACGGUCUCUGCAACCUGUAAAGCCCCUUGCAAAGCAUGUUCCUGUGGCACUACAUGACUCCCCCAAUGAUUCUCGAGUUUUCUAUGGGAAUGAUUCAUUUUAUGUUCUUUUUAGGCUUCAUCAAAUGUUGUACGAGAGAAUACUAUCUGCAAAGAUACAUUCAGAGAGGAAAUGGAAAGCUCCAGAUCGAGAUAACACAUCUCCUGAUUCUUAUACCAGGUUCAUGGAUGCCCUCUAUAAUUUACUUGACGGCUCGAGUGAUAACACAAAGUUUGAAGAUGAAUGCCGAGCUAUUAUUGGAGCACAAUCAUAUAUUCUCUUCACAUUAGACAAGCUAGUUCAGAAGUUUGUCAAGCAUAUUCAUGCGGUUGCAGCUGACGAGACAGACACCAGGCUACUGCAACUACAAACAUAUGAGAGCUACAGAAAACCAGGAAGAUUCUUUGAGAUAGUGUACCAUGAGAACGCCAGAGCCCUUCUCCAUGAUCAGAACAUAUACAGGAUUGAAUAUUCAUCUGCACAGACCCGUCUGUCGAUUCAACUUAUGAACAGCGGGAAUGACCAGCCUGAAGUUACAGCAGUAGCAGUGGAACCAGGUUUUGCUAAUUAUUUGCAGAAUGAGUUUCUUUCGCUUCUACCUGAUGAAGAAAAGCCUGGUCUGUUUCUUAAGAGGAAUAAGGCGAAAAUGAGCGGUCUAGAUGAAUCUUCAGGGAUGUCGCGUGCAAUGGAAGGAUUGAAGAUUAUCAAUGAGGUUGAAUGUAAGAUGGCUUGCAGUUCCUCCAAGGUCAAGUAUGAACCAAAUACAUCAGAUCUUUUGUAUAGAAGCAAGCAGAAGAAACCAAAACUGAGUCCAAAUGGGCUUGACAAUGAUAAAACUACUCCUAGUAGCAGUGAAAUCUCUAGAAAGAAGAGAAAAUCACGUUUUCACACAAGUCUUAACCGUAGACUUGUUUCCUUGCGUUAAAAACGCGGCUCCAAGCACGUGUGAAUGUUCUUGGCUGAGAUAUGCAAGCAAAGCAUCAGUUAGUGGUAGAGACUAGAGACCAAACUGUCUUUUUGACAAGAUUAUUGACAUAAUUUUGGCUCAUAGAGUGUUUGCAUGACAGCAUGAGAACCGUUUAUUUUACUAAAUUGCGUCUGGAGAUGCCAGUUUUGGUGUAUAGUGUAAGAUUUAUAUAUGUACCACCAGACAAUGCUAGUGUCUGAGAUUUUGAAUUCAUUCAUUCAAACAAAUGUUGGAUCCCUUCUAAUGUUAUGUUUCUCUUUCAUUAAA